CAUUCCUAAUUUAUUCUCGACGUAAGAAGGAGAUGGAUCUCUGUGUUCACAUUGCAGGGUGACCUGCUUUUUAUUAACUAGUAUGACAUGGGAAAGGAUCGUAUUGGAUCAACACAAACUGACACAGAGACUAAAAUCGUACAGUGACUGGACUUCUCCGAAAUCGUAUAUUGAAUUAGCUGUUGCUGGAUUCAGAUAUACUGGUACGGCAGACAGAGUUAAGUGUGAUUACUGUAAUAAAAAAGUUGUUCAAUGGACUGUUAAUGAUGAUGCAUUAGAAGUUCACAGCAGAUACGGACCAGACUGCAUGUACUUAAAGCAUCUUGGAUACACCCAAGAUUUAAAAUUGCCGCGUUUUUCAAAGUUUUCUAAGUUUGUGGACAGAUUAGAAUCAGUUAGGACUGUACAAGAAGAAUAUCGACUAAAUCUCCCCCCUUUUGAGUCUAUUGCCGAAGCUGGGUUUUUCUAUCUUGGAACACUUGAUCGGAUGAGUUGUUAUCAUUGCGGUUUAAUUUUGAGAGAUUGGGAAAUGGACACGGACCCUGUUGCCACACACAAACGGUUUCGUCCUGGGUGUUAUUUCAUUAUAUGUUGGAGUGUCCAAACCUCUGGUAGAAACAUAAACUCUCUUAUACAUCCUUACACGGAAAAUCAAUCAAGCCCAUUGUCGAACCUAGCCCAACAAUCUCUAACAACAAAAAUAGGUGAAAUACUUGUUAAUCUAAGUGAAACCAGGGCAUCCAGAAAUCAGAAUGUGACUGGGACAGCAGCAUCGACUAACGAAUCGUCUAAAGCCGAUAAUGUAAAUACGUCUGAAAUACGGUAUCCUACUAAAGCAGGCAAAAGGGACAGGUCACGAGUACCACAUAAUCAGAUCACAUCCACAUGCAAAGGGCAAUUCAACAACAGCUUUGUACAAAUCUAUUCUUCAAAUACUGAUACAGAUGUUUCUGAUGGGAUAGAUAAUGUUGAUGUUGCCCCUCCAAACCAAUUGAAUUCAAAAAAUGUCUCACCGAAGACAAAGAAGAGCCGCCAUAAACAUAGACAGAGGCUACAAUCGUCCGAUAGCGAAAUGGAGAAAAAUAAAUUAAAAACGGACAAUACAAAGACUGAUCAAACACAUGAUGGGAACACCAACCAAAAACUGAAAGCCCCUCAAGUGACCGGGGCUAGCAAUUCCCAGACUUCGUCUGAAAGGGAGCUUAAAAACUGGAGGAAGAAGAAAAAGGCAGGGACCCAGAAGACUAUUCCAAUUGCACCAACCGUAUCAAGUAAAGAAAGAAAUACUGAUCCUUUGAAUCUUGGUAAAGGUACAUUUGGUAGUAACGGUUCGCUUCCUAAGCAUCGUAAGUCACCGUUUACGUCUUCCAGCAAUUCACAGAUUCCAGAAGGGGCUUCAUCAACGCCACACUUUCAUUUGGCAAAACCUUUUAGCGAUUCUGUAGACCAACAGCCGCAUACACAAUCAUCUCGCAGUUCACCACCCGAGGGUCAAGCGUAUCUAUCACACCAACGAAGCAUACCUGAAAUUCAUUCAUCAGAGGUUGAAAGCCAACUUGCUGCACCUCAAGCCCACCUUCCGCAACUUCAAAGCUUACCCGUAAACAACACCCAUUUUCCAGAAUCUGCAAUUACUACUGCUACUGCAGACAGUCACAUAACCCAAUCUCUACCACCAAUGUUUAACCCAGAAGGUUUUAGCGAACUACCAAUGAUUCAGGCCGUAUUACAGAUGGGAGAGGUCAGCUACGAUUCCGUUGUUAAUACUAUCUGUUCCAGAUAUAACACCCACGGUGAUACUUUCCCUGAUGCACAGUCUUUGUUAUCAAGUAUCUUAGACUCUGACAUAGAUUGAAUGAUACGUUAUGUAAGGGCCAUAUCCUUUAUUUUGCCUUCAAAUGUUAUAUUUUCAAAAUA
Messenger RNA from Patella vulgata (common limpet), 1917 nucleotides. RefSeq lists its product as uncharacterized. Lineage: Eukaryota; Metazoa; Mollusca; Gastropoda; Patellidae. Gene Ontology annotation, cellular component: cytoplasm; nucleus. The coding region runs from base 83 to 1855 and encodes 590 amino acids. The transcript is spliced from 2 exons. The record is from RefSeq and is a predicted model, not a curated record.